AUGGCUAACUGUGGACCUUCCUGCGCCGUCCCAUCUUGCGCUUCCACCCCAGUCGUUGGUUUUGGAUCAGCCGGUGGUCUUGGCGGUGGCCUUGGUGGUGGAUUUGGCGGUGGAUUUGGCUAUGGUUCUGGCUAUGGCUAUGGCUCCGGUGCCCUGGUUGGAUCCGGCGUCCCUUCUGCCAGUCUUGGUAUUCUUUCUGGAGUCCAGCCUUCAUGCGUCAACCAGAUCCCACCAGCAGAGGUCGUCAUCCAGCCACCUGCCUCCAUCGUGACCAUCCCAGGACCCAUCCUCUCUGCCAGUUGUGAGCCUGUGGCUGUCGGAGGCAACACCCCAUGUGCUGCUGGUGGUUAUGGAUCCGGAUUUGGCAGCGGAUUUGGCGGUGGAUAUGGCAGAGGGCUCUAUGGUGGUGCAGGUCUUCUGGGGUCUAGCUCUGGUGGUUUGGGGGGCCGUGGCCGUUAUGGGUUUGUGGGGCGUAGAGGCAGCAUCUGCUAUACCCCCUGCUAA
This is a messenger RNA of Podarcis raffonei (Aeolian wall lizard), 504 nucleotides long. Its product is annotated as claw keratin-like. NCBI's taxonomy places the organism in Eukaryota, Metazoa, Chordata, Lepidosauria, Squamata, Lacertidae. Gene Ontology annotation, cellular component: intermediate filament. Gene Ontology annotation, molecular function: structural constituent of cytoskeleton. The record is from RefSeq and is a predicted model, not a curated record. The transcript has a single exon. Bases 1 to 504 code for a protein of 167 amino acids.